AUGUAUAUUGCUAUAUAUGUAUGGACAUACUAUGAGUUUUCCUGUUCAAAGUAUUUUGAUGCAGCAACCAAACCUCUCAGGCAGUGGGUGAGGGUCUUCUCGACAACCGCUAUAGCUCCGAAUCGGCAGCGAGACAAGUCACGUGUUGAAAACAGCUUGGGUCUGGCCGAGUUUGGGGACGCUUGGACUGAAUUUUACAGCACGAAUUCCGGGCUGCCGAUUGGAAGGGGCUAUGACCGCGUGGUAUACGGUGAUCAUGGUCCAUAUGUAGAGUUUUCGGCGCAUCAGCUUUGCUGGCCAACCUUCCCUGCCUUUAUGGAGAAGCCAGAGAUGAGCUUCUUUGAUGAGUACUACACAGCAGAUGGUGCAACCAUGCUGUAUGCACAGAAGCGGACCGUUGUUAACAAGCCGAACCCUCCCAACGGGCCUUGGUCUGCACAGAACAACAGACCUGAAGGCUACGCGAACUACCUAAUAGGGAAGUUCUAUCUGGCUUGUGAGCCGGACAUCAUCACAGUGAGCCGACCUAGCACCAAGCCCAGGCGGAAGAAGCGAGGGAAAGGAGCAGAAGCAAAUCCGUUCGAGGACGAGGGUGGUGACGAGGGUGGCGAGGGGGUUGAGCGGGUGGAGGGUGCGGAGGGCGUUGACGACGCACCUUGUUUCUCCGCCUCAGACACCUGGCCAGAAGAUGUUUGGUUCCAGAGUCGAGAUUGGCAUUGGCGAAAAGAGGACUGGGAGUGGCAAGCUUUGGGUCCAUGGACAGAGAACUGGUUCGGCGAUGUCCAAGCUGAUCAUGGGGCUUGGCCGUAUGCUCAAGUGGAUGCUCCGGUCGCCCACCCCGAUUCCCACCCCAAUGCCCACCCCGAAGCCCACCUGGACGCACACCCGGACGUCCACCCGGACGACCACCCGGACGCCGACACGUAG
Symbiodinium natans is the source of this 927-nucleotide messenger RNA. Lineage: Eukaryota; Dinophyceae; Suessiales; Symbiodiniaceae. The record is from the annotation of a GenBank genome assembly.